AUGAAAAGUAUCAAUCCUAUUUUCUUUUGUAUUGUGGAAACUCGUGCGAACUCCGCUCGGCUUGAUUCUUUCAGUGCUAAAUUAGAUCGCAACUGGGCCUGGGCUGCUAUUGAGGCCGAUGGAUACUCUGGUGGAAUCAUCGUCACUUGGCAAAGGGAUAUCGGUAUGGUUACCCCGAUUGUUAAAUCCAGGUAUGCCUUGCACCUAGUGAUUACUAAUUCUAAAAACGAGUCUUGGAUUCUUUCUACAAUCUAUAACCCUUCUCGUAUCCAAAACCAGUACUCCGUUUGGCAAGAGCUCUCUGAUUUAGCUUCUAUUAAUCUUCCCUGGAUUCUGAUAGGGGAUUUUAAUUCUAUUGUUUCUUUAAAUGAAUUACGGGGUGGCUCUCAUCUCUAUUACCGCCGUAAAGCUCGUGUUUUCUCGGAUUUUAUUAUUGCUAAUAACCUUCUUGAGGUUAAUUUUUCUGGUAGUAAAUUUACCUGGUGUAAUAACCAAGCUGGUACUGCCAGGAAAUGGGCUCUCUUAGACAGGUGUUUGCUUAAUCCUUGCUGCUCUGCCUUGUUUGAAACAUAUUUCAUAAAACAUCUUCCCCGCCUCUUUUCUGACCAUGCCCCUCUCCUUCUCACCCUCUCUCCCCGUAUUUUUAACCGUAAGAAAAUUUUCAGAUUUGACAACUUCUGGUUAGAUUAUAUUGAUUGCCACUCUGCGGUCCGACAUGCUUGGAACUUUCUUCCUCACUCCAACCCUAUGCAUGCUUUUUCGCAUCUUAUUUCUCGUACCAGAGCCAAGCUUAUUUCUUGGAAGAAAAUUGGUCUGUGUCCUAUUGAUGCCUCUAUCAACAAUCUUGAAUUGGAGAUUUUGGAGGCUGAGGCCCGGGAUCAGUUAAAUGGUAGCAUUGAUAAUUCGUCUGAUAAUCUUUAUUCUCUUUAUAACAAACUCGCUGCUCUUCAUCGGCAAAAUUACUCCAAAUGGGCCCAAAGAGCUCGGUUGCUUUGGGUACAUUGUGGUGAUUUAAAUACCAAUUUUUUUCAUAAUUCCAUCAGGAUUCGUAAUCAUCAUAAUUCUAUUUCCCUUAUCAAUGAUCCCAAUGGUGUUUGUUUCACUGAUCGUAUGGACAUUGAUAAGAUUUUCUGUGAUUUUUUCUCUAAUCUUUGGACUGAUUCUUCGAACAAUACUAUUGUAGAUAUUUUUCAUGCUUUACCCAAUGAUCUCCCUUUGGUUUCGUCUGUUGAAUGUGAGUCUUUGAUUAAGGAAGUUACCAAGGUGGAAGUCCUCCAUGCUCUCCAAUCCCUCCCGUCUGUUAUUCCAAAUGCUUGGGGCCGCACGUUUAUUGCUCUUAUUCCUAAAGUGCCUACUCCUAAAUUGGUUACUGAUUUCCGUCCUAUCUCCUUACAACCAUCCUCAUGGAUAAAGCCUUCUAGGGGUCUUCGUCAGGGAGAUCCUUUGUCACCUUAUCUUUUUAUCCUUGUUGCCCAGAACUUGUCAGCUAUUUUAAAUUUUGCAAUGCAUAACCAAAUGAUUCCUGGUUUCAAUCCUUCUCUCAGAAACAAUUUCAACCAUCUUAUGUAUGCUGACGAUCUUAUUCUUAUCACUCAGGCGACCAGGAAAUCUGCUCGUAACAUUAAUUUAUGCUUUUCCAUAUAUGAGAGUUUAACUGGUCAGCGUGCGAAUAAAUCCAAAUCUAGCAUAUAUUUUCCUUCUCAUUUCAAUAGAAGACUCAAUAACAGUAUAUGUAGCAUUCUUGGUUUUAACGCUGGUUCAUUCCCGUUUACCUAUCUGGGGAUGAUUAUCUCUCCUAGACGCUUAGCUAUGUCCUUGUUUUCCAACUUGAUUGCUAAAACUGAGAAAUCUGUGUCUUGUUGGAAACACUCUAAAAUCUCUAUGGCUGGGAAAAAAAUUCUAAUUAAUUCUGUCCUUAUGUCUUUCCCUGUUUACUAUCUCUCAGUCUAUCCUGUCCCUGACACUAUCUUGGAUGGCAUCUCUAAAUUGCUAGGACAUUUUUCUGGUCUAAAGAUGGCAAUAGAAAAGGCAUGA
This is a messenger RNA of Dioscorea cayenensis subsp. rotundata (Guinea yam), 2034 nucleotides long. RefSeq lists its product as uncharacterized. The transcript is spliced from 3 exons. The coding region runs from base 1 to 2034 and encodes 677 amino acids. The record is from RefSeq and is a predicted model, not a curated record. Lineage: Eukaryota; Viridiplantae; Streptophyta; Magnoliopsida; Dioscoreales; Dioscoreaceae.